CUAAUCCCCUGUCGAACAGCUGUUUUCUCUACCGUAAAGCGCUUGUGUUCCAAAUUUUACGUAAUUCGUAUUUUGAAGCCGUAUAUUGCGAGUAUCGCAUCCGCCUAGCGAAAUGUCGGCCCUCCGCCAAGUGAUGUGCAGGAGCUCUGCCUCUCUGCAGUUGUACCAGGCCAACAAACUGGCCGCAACCCGCUGGGCAUCCGCAUCUUCUCAGGAUGGUGGCCCACUGGACCUCAAGACCGCCCUGGCCCGUCCAGAGGAACUGGAGCAGCGCAACAAGCUCAGCGGUAAGAUCACCGUGCCCACGGCCGUUAAUCUUGGCCCAAUCUCCGGCGUGCCAGAUGAGCAUCUAAAGGAGCGCCGUGUACGCAUCCAUAUUCCCCCGAAGAACGCAAUGCAAAGUGGCACGGACAACAUCAACACCUGGCAGAUUGAGUUCGACAACCGCGAACGCUGGGAGAAUCCGCUCAUGGGCUGGGCCUCCACCGGCGACCCACUGUCCAACAUGAACGUGCAGUUCGGAUCUCAGGAGGAGGCUAUCACAUACUGCGAACGGAAUGGAUGGCGCUGGUACGUGGACGGCAGCGUCAAGCCCAAGAAGGAGCGAGUCAAGAAUUACGGCAUUAAUUUUGCCUGGAACAAGCGCACGCGCGUCUCCACCAAGUAGGCCACCACAAAACUAGCCAGGAUCAUAGACAUCUAUUUUUUUUUUGUUUUUUGCUGUGUUUAUUAUCUGAAUACCUAAAUAAACAGUCGACUGGACUAGGAAGAAUUCUAAUGACCAGAACACUGGA
Molecule: messenger RNA, 794 nt
Organism: Drosophila eugracilis
Lineage: Eukaryota; Metazoa; Arthropoda; Insecta; Diptera; Drosophilidae
Gene: ND-18
Product: NADH dehydrogenase [ubiquinone] iron-sulfur protein 4, mitochondrial
Exons: 3
Coding region: 113-667 (184 amino acids)
Biological process (GO): electron transport chain
Source: RefSeq, a predicted model, not a curated record